GCAGAAUAAAAACUAAGUUAAGGUACCAAUAACCUAAUUCGUCUCUGACAUUAACAUACCUAUAGAAAAGUAAACGAUGUUUUCAAUCUAAAAUUUGUUCAUUUGAUAAAUAUGAAAAUGUUAUAAUUAAUCAGUGUUGAUGCUGUUUGCUGAAAUGACGCAAAAUAUUCUAGAUUUACUGGCAGAGCCUAGAAUGACCAAAAUUUGCGCUCCUAUGGUUAGAUACAGCAAGUUGCAGUUUCGAACCCUAGUAAGAAAGUAUGGUUGUGACCUUUGUUUUACACCAAUGAUCCUAGCUGAUUCAUUUAUACAAUCUUCAAAAGCUAGAAAUAGCGAAUUCUCCACUAGCGAAAAUGAUAAACCACUAAUUGUACAAUUUGCAGCCAAAGAAAUUAACGAUUUUGUAGAAGCAACAGAACUGGUAGCACUGUAUUCAAAUGGUGUUGAUUUAAACUGUGGCUGUCCACAAAGAUGGGCAAUGAAAGAUGGUUAUGGUGCAGAUCUUCUGACAAAACCUCAGCUUGUGAAAGACUUAAUUUCUCAAGUUAGAAAUAGGAUACCAAAACCAUUCACAGUAUCUGUAAAAAUCCGUCUCCUAAAAGAUAUCAAUAAGACAAUAGAACUAUGUCGAAUGGUAGAGUCUGCAGGAGCAUCUUUCUUAACAGUACAUGCCAGAACACCUGAUAUGCGCAAUGAACCUAUUGAUUUGGAAAAUUUAAAAUUCGUGAAAAGUUGCAUACAGCUGCCAGUUGUUGCCAAUGGUAAUGUUAGAUCUCUUAAUGAUGCAGAAGUACUGUAUAGAGAAUCUAAAUGUAAUGGUGUAAUGGUCGCGAGUGGAAUUUUGACUAAUCCAGCUUUAUUUGCUGGAUAUGCAGCUACCCCUACUGAGUGUAUACAAGAUUGGCUUGACAUUACAUCAACCAUGGAUAUUCAGUUUUUAUCCAUGCACCAUCAUCUUGUUUUUAUGUUGGAAAAAGUGUUGACAAAAAAAGAAAAGUUGAUAUUUAAUGUUUUGAAUAAUAAAAACGAUAUAUAUGCAUUUCUUAAAGACCGUUUUAAUAUUGAACCAAAAACGAUUAGUGAUAAAUAUAAAGUAACAGAUUGUGAAUAUCAAAUUAAGCCAAGAAAGUUCAUCAAACAAAAGAAUAUUGAAGAUGACUGUAAUAUAGAUUUAGAAAAUCUAUUUAUACAAUAAAAUUAUAAUUACGUGUUAUGUAUCUUUUUAUCAAUCUUUAUAAGUUAAAAAAUUGUACAUUAUUUUUUUAUGAUGUAAAUGAGAAACAUCGACAAGUACAUACGAGAUAUUCAAGGUUUUUGUAAGGAUGUGAAUGAA
This is a messenger RNA of Phymastichus coffea, 1333 nucleotides long. RefSeq names its product tRNA-dihydrouridine(20a/20b) synthase [NAD(P)+]-like. The transcript has 3 exons. Gene Ontology annotation, biological process: tRNA processing. The record is from RefSeq and is a predicted model, not a curated record. Gene Ontology annotation, molecular function: flavin adenine dinucleotide binding; tRNA dihydrouridine synthase activity. NCBI's taxonomy places the organism in Eukaryota, Metazoa, Arthropoda, Insecta, Hymenoptera, Eulophidae. Bases 140 to 1195 code for a protein of 351 amino acids.